Messenger RNA from Eurytemora carolleeae, 1546 nucleotides. Its product is annotated as ras GTPase-activating-like protein IQGAP1. Gene Ontology annotation, cellular component: cytoplasm. Gene Ontology annotation, biological process: regulation of actin cytoskeleton organization; regulation of GTPase activity. The record is from RefSeq and is a predicted model, not a curated record. Gene Ontology annotation, molecular function: calmodulin binding; GTPase activator activity; actin filament binding. Lineage: Eukaryota; Metazoa; Arthropoda; Copepoda; Calanoida; Temoridae.
AACUGCUCUGCAGAAAGAGGUAGAGACCAAGGUGCAGAGUUUGGAUGAUAUUGUAAAGAAUACUCCUUUAGUUCUCAAGUUUGUGGUCAGCUAUAACAGGUCUGGGCGAGGAGGAUAUUUACUCCGGCAGUUACUUGGUCCAAUAAUUAAACAAGUUCUAGAUGAUCGGAACCUUAAAAUUAAUGUUUCACCUGUAGAGGUUUAUAAAACCUGGAUAAACCAGACUGAGAGUGAGACAGGACAGCCUGCUGGAUUACCUUAUGACGUCACAUUAGAGACUGCUCUGAAAUAUGAAGAGGUUCAGAAAAGACUAGAGAAAUCAAUCAGUACCCUGAAGAGAGUCUCUACCCUUUUCCUUGCUACAAUCACGAAUAAUCUAGCCAAGCUUCCUUACGGAAUUCUUUAUAUUGCAAAGGUUCUGUAUAGCUGUUUAAGUGCCAAGUUUCCUGAGGCACACGAGAAAGAUAUUCUAAAGAUUAUUGGAAACCUAAUCUACUAUAAGUUCAUCAAUCCAGCAAUAGUUUCACCAGACAGAUUUGAUAUGAUUGACAAGAGACAAGAUCCCAACUUGAAUCAUGAGCAGAGACGAAACCUGGCACAUAUUGCAAAGAUUUUGCAAUAUUCAGCUAGCAAACUAGGGUUUGGAACUGAAUCUCCACAUCUAGUGUGCAUGAACCCAUUCAUUAUAGAAUGCCAUGAAAAAUUCAAACAUUUCUUUUCCAACUGCUGUCAGGUUGUGGAACCGGAGACACAGUUUGAGAUUGACAAAUAUACUGAAGCAGCACUUAUUGCCAAACCAAAUAUCUAUAUAAGUUUGUCUGAGCUGUGUGAUACCCACGAACUUCUGAUUCAGCAUAGAGACACAGUUAUAACCCAUUCAGGAGAUCCCCUGAUACCUCUCCUCACAACAUUAGGGAGCCCCUCUCUCUCCUCCCUCCUGGGGGCUGGGGAGGGGGACUGCUCAUCCCUCUCCGCCCUCGGUAGGACAGAGGUGUGUCUAAUACUCAAUCCAAUCAACGAGGGAAAUCUAAGAAAGGAUAUGUCGGAUACGGAUAGGUUGUGGGUGAAAACCAAACAUUUACUCCUUGCUAUUCUUCCUGCAAUACACUUUACAGAUAAACAGACAUUAAUAGGUAUCCUGAAGUCCCGAACCUCGCAGGAUCAGGAGGAGGAGUACAGGAGGAUCCUGGACAGAAGGGAGGAUGAGGUCCAGGCUACCAGGCACAAGGAUCUAGAAAUAUUCGAUAUAUUCUCAGACGAGGAGGGGAGGUUACCCCUGGAGGACGCUAAAAGGCUGGUUCUCAAGAAUCUCAGGAUAUUAGAGGUGCAAGGGUAUACCAGUAGCAAGGAUGGAUGCCAGAGUAUAAUAACAGAUAUUGCCAAGGAUAUACUGGAUCAAAGAGAGCACAGAGUUAACAGACGACGUGAAUCCUUGAGGUUACGAAGAACUAAACGGGAUCUGGUCAAGAAACAAGAAUAUAUGAUAGAACAGCUAGAACAGUACAGGUACAGUAUAGAACAGCUAGAAUAGUACAGGUACAGGAUA